AUGAGUCGUACUGACGUCACCAGUGGUUACAUUGAUAGUUAUGUAAAAAAGUUAACAUAUAGUGGAAAGAAUCCUGUACAAGUUUGUAACUUACGAAUUCAUGAAGAUAAGAGAUUAAUAAAAAAUGAUUCAAUUUUUACAAUGGUUGAGAUGAACGGUCAACGGCAAUCUUUUUUGUCGCCCGUAUCUGGUACAGUUACUAAAUUGUAUGUUCAUGAACUGGACAUUCUUUUCUAUGAUUCAAUCAUCUUGGAGUAUGAAGAAUGUCAACAUACAAUCACUUUCAAAAAUCUAUGUAGUGAUUGUGGUAUUGAUUUGAAUCAAUUGAAAAAUACUGUAUCAACAUGUAGAAAAGCUGUCAUAUCAAUGGAACCUUCAUUUCCAAAAGUAAAAAUUACUGCUGAAGAAGCUUUAAGAUAUGAUAAUGAAGAUCUUAACUUUCUUCUUCGGAAACGUAAACUUCAUUUAUUGAUUGAUCUUGAUCAGACUCUAGUUCAUACAACAAAUUCUAAAAAUUACUCUCCAUCCUCAUCGGAUAUAAUCACUUAUCAAUUAAAUACUCCAAUGUCACAAACAUUCUAUACAAAAUUACGUUCAGGCGUUAAAGAAUUUCUUACAAAUCUUCGACCACUCUAUCAAUUUCAUAUAGUUACAUUUGGUGAGCGACCAUAUGUAAAUACUAUAGUUAAACUAAUUGAUCCGAAUGGAAUAUUUUUUUCUCAUCGAAUCUUAUCUCGCGAUCAAUGUCUCAAUUUAACAGACAAAACAGCCAAUUUGAGUACUCUCUUUCCUUACAGUGACGCAUUAGUCUGUAUUAUAGACGAUCGUGAUGAUGUCUGGAAUUAUGCUUCAAAUCUUGUUCAGGUCAAACCGUAUACAUGGUUCAAAGAUGUUGGUGAUAUUAAUAGUCUUCGUCUUUCAUCGUUAUCAAUCUCUCAAACACAAAUCGAGACCAACGAAGAAAUAUAUCAAUCAGGUGGAAAACAUAAAAUUAAGAAGACAAGCGAUCGUUUAAGUAAAAGAUUGAAAGAACAUAAUGAUUCUGAUGAAGUUGUAGAUUCAGAUCUCUAUUUACAGCAAUUGGAAAGCAUUUUAAAACGUAUUCAUAAGAAAUUUUAUACAGCUUAUGAUCAAUGGGUUCAACAUAACAAAGGAAUCAUGCCAACUUUGAAAGAAAUUAUGCCUAAUAUUCGUCGACAAAUACUCAAUUCUGUAUCUCUAUGCUUUACUGAUUUAAUGCCAACAAACUAUCCAUUUGAAAAACAUCGUGCAACAAAAAUAGCUAAAAUGAUGGGAGCAAUCGUUACUCAUGAUUUACAAUUCGAUGAGAACGGUACCAUUCGAACGACACAUCUUAUUGCUGGUAAACAAACAAUGAAAGUUCAACGAGCUCUAGAAAACAAUGUAAAAGUUGUCACACCUGAAUGGUUAAUUGAUUGUUAUGAACAAUGGGAAAAUAAACCAGAAGAAAAUUACAUUCUUCUACCAGAUUACGAUGUUCGCAAAUCAAAAUUAUUUACUGAGGAAAUUCCUCGAGUGUCUAAACGACGGUAUUGUGAAAUACAAAACGAAGUAUCUAUCUCUUUACCAUCAUCUUCUGAUGAAAAGAUAAUAUUUAAUCAAGAACCAUCUCAAACAAAUUGUAGUAAUCUUUCAAGAAAGAAUCCUUCUGAAUGUUCAUCCAAUCAGGAUAACUUCGAUAUCCAAGAAAAUGAUAAUGAUGACACACGUUCACGACCAUUAAAACGGCACCGAACCGUGACUCUAGCACAUACAGUCGAGAAGAAAACGGAUGGUAAUGAUGAAGAUUUUGAUUCGGAUUCAUCGAGUAUACAAGAAUGGCACGAUUUGUUUUUUGUCAGCGAUAAUGAUAUUAGUUCAGAUGAAGAAGGUCUUAGUGAUGAUGAAGUACCGAGAGGUUGGAACGAAGUCUAUAGAAAGAAAAAUAAAUGGUCAUAA
Molecule: messenger RNA, 1959 nt
Organism: Rotaria sp. Silwood1
Lineage: Eukaryota; Metazoa; Rotifera; Eurotatoria; Philodinida; Philodinidae
Source: the annotation of a GenBank genome assembly